AAGAACCGAUUCCCUGUUAAUCAUGAAAUACAGCAGCACAUUAAUCCGGAUUAGUCGCUGGGGACAUAUUCACCGGAAUCGGAAUGGCUUUUUUGGAUUGGCAAGACGUGCUCCUAUGGAGUGUACUGUACCUCCUAGCUGGCGGCACUACGAACAAUUUGGCAGAAAAUGAAAACUGCUUCUACUGUGUGCCCAUUGACGAGUGCGGGAAACUGUCUGGAAUCCUCCAGCAGGGUAGAAGUGCGCCAUUGGAGGAAAUCCGCUUGAUAUACAAAUCCGGCUGCAAUGAUUAUCGCGGUUUGUUCUGCUGCGAAAACGAUCCGAAAGGCAUUGAGGAACUUCAAAAACAAAACUGUGGUGUAUCUGAAGCCCUUCCAGGGGACCUCAACUACCGCGUCGUUAAUGGCAAGGAAGUGAAAUUAGGCUCCAGACCAUGGAUGGCACUGUUCUUGACCAACCGCUCCGCCAAUGCCGAACACUUUUGUGGUGGCUCGCUCAUAACGCAACGAUUUGUACUCUCGGCAGCGCAUUGUUUCACCAAACAGGAGUAUGGGGACAUAAACUCCGUGGUGGUUCGCUUGGGAGAGCACGAUGUGCGACAUAUCAGGGACUGCAGGACCUAUGGGGACAAGGAGAUUUGUGCCCCACCGUCGGAGGAUUUCGCCAUAAAACAGAUAAUUUCUCACGAAUUCUUCUCGUACAGCUCCAAGUAUCACGACAUAGCCCUGGUGGAGCUGGCCUCCCAGGUGGAAUACAAGAUACACAUCAAACCCAUAUGUCUGCCCCUGAACGCCAAGAUGCAACAACUGGCAGAAACCAUAAAUUCCUUCAGCGUGGCCGGAUGGGGCAGACUUAAUGCCUAUUCCGUUCGUGGCUCCGAUGUCCUCAUGGCCGCCGAUCUGCAGCGCACACACCGCAAAAUGUGCACCAUCAAAUAUAGUAUGUGGGUGAAGGAGAGCCAAAUCUGUGCUGGCAGCAGCAUCACAGCACAAGAUUCCUGCCGCGGCGACUCCGGCGGUCCCCUGGGGAGUCUCGUGAAUUACCGCGGUCGACCCCGCUUCGUUCAAUUUGGACUGGUGAGCUUUGGAUCCGACUAUUGCCAGAAUCAGGCCGUUUACACAAACGUUGGAUAUUAUCUGCCUUGGAUAACCGAAAUUAUGGCGGAAUAACCAAUUCGUAUAGGUAUACAUUUACAAGUAAAGUACAAGAUUCUUACAGUAAAAGA
This is a messenger RNA of Drosophila miranda, 1225 nucleotides long. Its product is annotated as serine protease grass-like. The record is from RefSeq and is a predicted model, not a curated record. The transcript is spliced from 5 exons. Gene Ontology annotation, molecular function: serine-type endopeptidase activity. Bases 84 to 1169 code for a protein of 361 amino acids. Gene Ontology annotation, biological process: proteolysis. NCBI's taxonomy places the organism in Eukaryota, Metazoa, Arthropoda, Insecta, Diptera, Drosophilidae.